This is a messenger RNA of Pelobates fuscus (common spadefoot toad), 4061 nucleotides long. It is a transcript of the gene ACTN4, whose product is annotated as actinin alpha 4. Gene Ontology annotation, biological process: muscle cell development; actin cytoskeleton organization. The transcript has 21 exons. Gene Ontology annotation, molecular function: calcium ion binding; actin filament binding. The record is from RefSeq and is a predicted model, not a curated record. Bases 126 to 2837 code for a protein of 903 amino acids. Gene Ontology annotation, cellular component: cortical actin cytoskeleton; plasma membrane; Z disc. Lineage: Eukaryota; Metazoa; Chordata; Amphibia; Anura; Pelobatidae.
UGCGGGUUUAGUGCGCAUGCGCAGCCCCAGCUAGUAGCCGCGGGUACAGACAGCGCCCGGCACUCACUCACCGGAGCAGUCACUCACUGACGGCCUCACUGCUUCUUCACACCCGCUCAGCCGCCAUGGUGGACUAUCACGCGACCCCCGGGGUCCCCAGGCCCAUGGGAAUCAUAGGCCCCGAUGGCCGGUACAUGGAGCAGGAGGACGACUGGGACCGGGACCUGCUGCUCGACCCGGCCUGGGAGAAACAGCAACGGAAGACCUUCACUGCUUGGUGUAACUCCCACUUACGCAAGGCUGGCACUCAGAUAGAAGACAUCGAUGAGGAUUUUCGUGAUGGGUUGAAGCUCAUGCUUCUGCUGGAAGUCAUUUCAGGGGCACGUCUUCCAAAGCCAGAGCGAGGGAAAAUGAGGGUUCACAAGAUUAAUAACGUUAACAAGGCCUUGGACUUCAUUGCAAGCAAAGGUGUGAAGCUGGUGUCUAUUGGGGCAGAAGAAAUCGUUGAUGGCAAUUCAAAGAUGACUCUAGGAAUGAUCUGGACAAUUAUUCUUCGUUUUGCAAUUCAAGAUAUCUCUGUUGAAGAGACCUCUGCAAAGGAAGGCUUGCUGUUGUGGUGCCAGAGGAAGACUGCCCCAUACAAGAAUGUCAAUGUCCAGAACUUCCACAUAAGCUGGAAGGAUGGAUUGGCUUUCAAUGCAUUGAUCCACAGACAUCGGCCUGAACUGAUAGAAUACGAUAAACUCAGAAAGGAUGACCCAGUUACCAAUCUGAACAAUGCCUUUGAAGUGGCUGAGAAGUAUCUUGAUAUCCCCAAGAUGUUGGAUGCUGAAGACAUUGUCAACACCGCUCGUCCUGAUGAGAAGGCAAUCAUGACCUAUGUGUCUUCUUUCUACCACGCCUUCUCUGGAGCCCAGAAGGCCGAGACUGCAGCUAACAGGAUCCGCAAGGUACUAGCUGUGAAUCAGGAGAAUGAGCACCUGAUGGAGGAUUACGAGAAGCUUGCUAGUGAUCUUCUUGAAUGGAUCAGUCGCACAAUUCCUUGGCUGGAAGACCGCGUGCCUGAGAAGACAAUGCAGGACAUGCAGCAAAAACUGGAGGAUUUCCGUGAAUAUCGCCGUGUGCACAAACCUCCCAAAGUACAAGAGAAAUGCCAGCUGGAGAUCAACUUCAACACCCUGCAGACCAAACUGAGACUUAGCAAUCGCCCUGCAUUCAUGCCGUCAGAAGGCAAGAUGGUGUCGGACAUUAAUAACGGCUGGCAGCAUUUGGAGCAAGCUGAGAAAGGCUAUGAGGAAUGGCUUUUGAAUGAGGUUCGCCGAUUGGAGAGACUUGAACAUUUGGCUGUGAAGUUUCAUCAAAAAGCAACAAUUCAUGAAAGCUGGACCGAUGGUAAGGAGGCUAUGCUAAAGCAGAAGGAUUAUGAGAGUGCCACCCUAGCCGACAUCAAGGCUCUCAUUCGCAAACACGAGGCUUUUGAGAGCGACUUGGCUGCCCACCAGGACAGAGUGGAACAAAUUGCUGCUAUUGCACAGGAGCUGAAUGAGCUUGAUUAUUAUGACUCUCCCAACGUGAAUGCUCGCUGUCAGAAAAUUUGUGACCAGUGGGAUGUUUUGGGAUCGUUGACGCACACAAGAAGAGAAGCGCUGGAGCAAACAGAAAAGCAGUUGGAAGCCAUCGACCAGCUGUACCUGGAGUAUGCCAAGAGAGCAGCGCCCUUUAACAACUGGAUGGAAGGGGCCAUGGAAGAUCUUCAGGACAUGUUCAUUGUGCACACCAUUGAAGAGAUUGAGGGUCUCAUUACAGCCCAUGAGCAGUUCAAGUCCACUCUUCCAGAUGCUGACCGUGAGAGGGAGGCUAUCCUUGGCAUCCAGAAUGAAGCCCAGAAGAUUGCAGAUUACAACCAUAUCAAGCUUGCCAGUGGGAAUCCUUACACCGCGGUAACACCGCAGACUAUCAACUCAAAGUGGGAAAAGGUUCAGCAGCUGGUCCCAAGGAGAGACAUUGCUUUGAAGACCGAGCAAGACAAGCAACAGUCAAAUGAGCGCUUGCGUCUCCAGUUUGCAAACCAGGCCAACGUAGUGGGACCAUGGCUACAGUCCAAAAUGGAGGAGAUUGGCAGGAUUGCCAUUGAGAUGCAUGGUACCCUAGAGGAUCAGAUGACUCAUCUGAAGCAGUAUGAACAGAGCGUUGCCAACUACAAACCCAACAUUGACAAGCUGGAACAGCAGCACCAACUCAUCCAGGAAGCUCUGAUCUUUGACAACAAGCACACCAAUUACACCAUGGAGCACAUCAGAGUUGGUUGGGAGCAUCUCCUUACCACUAUUGCACGAACUAUCAAUGAGGUGGAAAAUCAGAUCCUAACCCGUGAUGCAAAAGGCAUUAGUCAGGAACAGAUGCACGAGUUCCGGGCAUCCUUCAACCACUUUGACAAGGACCAUACAGGUGCUCUGGGACCUGAAGAGUUCAAAGCCUGUCUCAUCAGUCUGGGAUAUGAUGUGGAGAAUGACAGACAGGGAGAGGCAGAGUUCAACAGAAUCAUGGCCAUCGUUGAUCCAAACAACUCUGGCAUGGUGACUUUCCAAGCAUUCAUAGACUUCAUGUCUCGGGAGACUACAGACACAGACACUGCUGACCAAGUCAUUGCCUCCUUCAAGGUGUUGGCUGGGGAUAAGAACUAUAUAACUGCAGCAGAGCUGCGCCGGGAGCUACCGCCAGAUCAAGCAGAGUAUUGUAUCGCUCGCAUGGCUCCCUAUCAGGGUCCUGAUGCAGUACCAGGAGCGUUGGAUUACAUGUCCUUUUCUACUGCCUUGUAUGGUGAAAGCGACCUGUGAGGGAACAGUAGGGAUAGGAUUGGGGGGGGGGGGGGGGUCUCUUUUGGUGAAGUGGCAAUCACCCCCUAUCGGCUAAUAAUGCCUUCCUAUGGCAUAGACUGAGCUCUGGAAGAGCAAGGGGAAUGUUGGGUUAUUCCAUGCCCCUAUCACCAAGGAGUAAUAGGGGGUCAUGUUAACUUUCAAUCCCUUUGCAGGGAGGGAGGAGGGUGCCAGACCAAUCCUCCCCCUCUUCAAAGCUAUCUAUGCAAUGGCUAAGGAGUAAGGGAUGCUUGCUCACACUGCUGGCACAUAUAUUGAGCUUCUGGAUAAUCUUUUCAUAUCUCACAUUCCUCCCCCACCCCCAAUCUCCCUUGGUUUAUUUAUUCCUGGUCCUUUCACACCUGAGUGUGGCGGAUUCCCAGUGCUAGAGCAGCUGGGGGUCUCAUACUGUGUUUGUCUGCCUCUUAUGAGGGCAGCGUUAUAAAUCUUCUGGAGGGCUCCACACUGCAGGCAGGGGAGAGAUCCAUUUUUAGUAUGCGUGCUUCCCUUGAGCAGUCAUAAAUAUUAAAUUAAUAGGGAAACACACAGGUCUGUCGGAAAAGGCAGCUAGUGUUCAUAUGCUCACAUCUGUUACAAACACUUCUGGGGCAUCUAAGGGAAGACCUUAUUGGCAGGACAGUUAGGCCAGCUAAAGAUCCCUAAAUAAUCAUGUUGCAGGAGGAGAGGAUAUGUGAAACCGUGCACAUAUUCCCCCAAUGUUUUAUUAAACCGCCACUGUCCUACAACUACAUUCCUGUUGCAUUUUCUCUGAGGAUGGGAAUAUGCUGCAUGCUAUUUGGAGGAGCUCCAUUCUGUUUGGGGUGUUACCCCUCUUUUCUCCCACCCAACAAUUUCACUUUUGGCCCAUUUACAGAAUAAAUACUAUGCUAUGAAAUAUUUUCUCUCUCUCUCGAAGGACCAAAAAAGUAAAAUUAGAAGGAAAAAAAAAAACUUUAAGAGGGUUACUAUUUACUUAAUUUAGGGGAUUUAUGAUAAAUAUAUAUAUAUAUUCACCUAGCAAAACAUAUAUUUGCAGUUUUUUUUUUUUUCUUUAAAUAAAAGAGUGCUGAUUUUUGUCUGUAACAUUCCUUGUCUCACUUUUUAUACUGGCUGCCGUACAGGAGAGAGAGCUUGAGGGGCAGCAUCCUACUGUCCAUUAUUCCUGCCUCUCCUUACACAACAAUAAAAGUGAUUAUUUUUAAGAUA